CUCAUGCACGCACUAUUUGGGUGGUUUAAACUUUCCUUUAGCUUUGUGUCUCUAUCCUACUCAAUGUUCUUGGUGCAAUCUAUCCCACAAUGCCCUGCUAGUGAAAGUGUAUCAUAACAAAAACUUGUCUGUAAUGAAUGAGAAUUUAUGAAAAUGAUUAACUAAUGUAGUUGCAAGUAUAAUUUUUAUUAACUCUAGAUACUAAUCCUUAUAAUCAAAACUUGUAUUCGUUGCACAUUAUGUUAUUUACCAAUCUUACUUAGCUGCUGAAAUUUUCAAGUAUCUUGCAGAAAAAUAAUAGUGCUGGAGAGUUUCGUCACAGAGAAAGCCUGAGAAAAUUCUGCCAAAGGGUGUAUAUGUAUAUAUAUUAACAUCAUUGGUUUACUAAAGGGUUGAAGAGCAGUGCUUGUCUCUGGGGACAGAAUGAUUAACUGUUCUCACUCACCUAAUGAAGUGACUUCCAAUGUGUUGCUUCCUCGUUUAUGGGCUACAAUGGCUAACUUAAAUAUGACUUGUUCUAAUGGCUGUUCUGGCCAUGGAGAUUGUUAUGACGGUGUUUGCUUUUGUGAAGUGCAAUACAGUGGCGGAACUUGUAGAGAUCCUAACUUGAAUUAUUAUAUUGCUUUUUCUACCAUAUUCUACAUCAUCUGUGCAGUAUCUUUUAUACAAUUACUUCUCUGUCUCAAGUCUGAAUUCAGUCGAAUGAAACAGCGCUCUUUUUUCAAAGCAUUUAAUGUGACAACCCAAAAAACUUUAUAUAUAUUAAUCUGUAUGGCUACUGCUCUAAGAGGCUAUUAUUUUUCAUCUCCAGAUCAUGAAGCUAUGCUCUGGGCAUCUAGUUUAAUGAGUGCAUAUUACCCUAUACUGUUGUCUGGAUCAUCUUUGAUAGUGUGUUUUUGGGCAGAAGUUUUUCAUUUAAGAGAUAUGACUUAUGAUAAGCCUGGAUUUUUAAGCAAAUCUUUAUUGGGAUUCAUUCUCUUCAAUAUUAUAACUUAUUCCCUUUUACUAGCAGAAUUACUUUUACUUCAAUUUUCUGACCCAUCUGAUAUUGAAAAAAGCUUGUUUAUUAAAGUGUUUCAUGGUUGCUAUGCUAUUUUAAUGCUGGUGGUUGUUGUUUUCUUCUUGAUCUAUGGUGUUGAAGUAUAUUUCAAGGUACGAGGUCAGUUUUUACAAGGUUCUACAUCAGCUACUGAUGCAUCACAACUUCAUCAAUCUCGCAUUGGUCUAGUUUCUCAAGCAGUAUUACUUAUAUUCACUAUCCUUUUCAUUUUUUCUGACAGCCUUGGUGAUUUUUGGAAAACCAAGGUUCCUGUAAUCAGUCGAAAUUAUUAUAAUAUUGUGUUCAGAGUAGUAGAGAUGGGUGUUGCUCUUUGGUUUCCUUGUGUUUUGUGGAAUUGUAUCAGGCCUGAACAGUUGUGGAUUUUGAAUCCUCAAAGGCUUUUGAGAAAACUAGAAAUAAAAAAGCCUAUCCAUUCUGGAGGUGAGGCUGAAGCAUUAGUGUCCUGCACUAAAGAGAUAUCUAUUGUAAAGUCUGACGUAUGCAGAUCAUUAGAAAAAAUACCAGAAUGCUGGAUUUGCUAUGAUCCUGACCGACCAGAUUGUGGGCCCUUAAUUCAACCUUGUAAGUGUAGAGGAGAUGUUUCAAUUGUUCAUCAUGACUGUCUAAAACAAUGGCUAGUAGAAUCUUCUGGUCAACCGGAUGCUACCAAAUGUAAAGUCUGUAAUGAGCCUUAUGAAUUACAACAAAGCACAAUUUGGCUUCCAAGAGGCUUGACUCCCUAUCACUGGGCAAAAACUGGAGGGAUUGUUACAGUUAUGUGCAGUUCUGUUGCAGGAGCAUGCUUUUUUAUAAAAAUGUUUGAAAAUGUUGGAAUUCGCACAUUAUCUGGAGGUUCUGCUAUUCUUGUUGUUUACAUUUGUUUAAGAUUAUUAGGUUUCAAUGUUCUAAAUGGUUACCAGAGAGCAAAGUUCUCGGCUGUUAAAAUAUUGAAUCAUAAUAUGAACAAUGGUCAAUCAGAAGAUCUGUUAGCAGUUCCACAUUUUAAUCAAGCCUCUGCUACAUGUCACUUACCACCUAAUACAUGAGAGCAUAUAUAAUCAUUUUUAAAUGUUUAUGUGAUAGUUGGGUUUUCAAGUAUGGUGUAAAGAGGCAAAAUAAUGAAACAGCACUUAUUUUUCUCUGAUUAAAAUAGCCUGCUAAAAGCCUUUGGAACACUGACUAUAUAACAUACUUUAAACAUCUUAAGGCAAUAUAUACUCAGUAUUGUGUUCAAAAACAAAAUAUAUGUUGUUUUUUAUUGCUUUUUCUCUGUAUAAGUUGAAAUGAUUGUUAUUUAUUAAUACAUGCCUUUUUAUUAUAUAAUGUAUAUUUAUUUUCACAUCUUGCAAUAUUCUAAAUAAAAAAAAAAUUUCAUUGUUUUAUUCACAUUUUUGAAGUCUUUCAAUGUUGGAAGUAGUUAGGGCACAAAAUAGAUUAGCCUUUUUAUAAUGAAGCCUGUACAUAUUUUCAUUAAAUUAAUCAGAUUUACUUGUAUUAACAUUUGAUCUGUAACUGGUAUUGUAUUUUAACAUCCCAAAUUGUAAAUUUGUGAUAGGCAGGUAAUAUAUUUUCAUUAUUCACUCUGAUAAAUUAUUUUCUCUUAAGAAAAGAUCUUUACUCAGUAGACUAUUAUAUUCAUCAGAAUAUUUUUUCAGUAUCCAACUGUACUGUAGAUUUAUUUAAGUGUAUGUAUAUUAAUAUAUUGGUUAAGUUGUCUUAUGAUAUUUGACAAACGUAUUUAUUACUCAUAUUCAAAUAAAUAUAUUUAUUUUUUGUGUUCCUUACGUGAGUUACUCUGUAGGCAUUUGUCCAAGCUCUUGAAAAAUGCAAUUUUAAAGUCUCAUUAAAAAGACUGUGCAAAAGCCUUUAUUUGUGACUACUUUUUAUUCAAGCCUUUAAUGUAAAAUUUGUAAUAAGGAUUUCCUUCAAAUUUUGCAUUCCUGGUUAAAUUUUGUUGUUUUCUAGUAAAUUUUCUGAUUUCCACAACACUUAACAAAUAGCAAAAAAAAAUUGCAUUUAACUCCCUGUUAUUAAAAUAUAUCACCUUAUUGCUAGGAUUUUUAUUUUCAUAUUCUUCUAAAAAAUAAAAAUAUUGAUUCUAUCACAAACUGAUGAGGGUUCAGUUAAACUACAAGUUAAAAUAUUUUAGGUGAAUUAUUGGUGGUAGACCCUCAGUGCGAUAGAAAUUAAAACAGUUCCAUUUUUAUAAAGUUUGUAAACUUUUAGAAACUGCUCAGUUUUUGUGUACUUUUGUAAGGCUUUCAAAAGGAAUAAUUUUUUUGCCUUAUUUUUGAGGUCUUUAUUUAUUAAUGCUAAUGUGUGGAACUCACCUAUACUGAUUGCAUAAAAAUGACUACCAGGUACAUUAUACGUUUAAUACUUGUGAAGUUCUUUAAUAUGACAGAGUACUGAGUCACUAAUUGUUGGUACAGUUGUAUGUAACUCAUUUUUGUUACAAAUUGUUGACUAAUAGAACCUUUAAUACUAAUUCUAGCAAUGAAACUUUCUUCGGUGUAAUAUGUGGUGUAUCUGAGGGAAAACAUUUUUAUUUGGCUAAUCUGUAAUAUUUUUUAACUGAAGAAUAUUCUGAUUUGUUGUAUGUAUAUGGUUUUAAUAGUUUUUUAAAAAAUACAACCUUUGUGAAACCUAUUUUAAGAACAAUUGCAUAUUAACUAUAAUCUUUGCAAUGAAGCAAACUCUUAAGUUUUAUUGCUUUUGUUUGAAAAUUAUAUGUUAGUCAGCAGUUUUUAUGUGGAUGUUAUUUCUAUUUUGAAAGUCCUUUCAAUGUAUCACCUUUCUACAAGCAUCUAAACAAAGCAGGGUUUUAUCAUCAUAAUAAAAUUCCCUGGUAAAUGUGCCAUUGGUUGCAAAUUUCAAUUUGAAGGCAUUAAACCACCUUUAUUUAACCAAAAUAAAUAAAUUAAUUCAAGGUUAACAAGAAAUAACCAUCCUAACCUUAGAAGGGAGGCAUUGAGGUUCAAUCAAAAUGUGAUUGACAAAUUCAUCAAAAUAGCACAAAUGUGAAAAAAAAAGCCAGGGAGAGCUUUAAUCAAACAUAGAUGAUUGCAAAAAAAAUGAAUGAAAAAUGUGUAUUUCAAAUUUAAAUUUUCUUAGAAAUGUUUUGUAUUUGUUGAGCAUUUAAGAAAUUUUUCAAUUUCUUCAUUUUACUUCUUAUUUCUUCAUUCAUUGGCAAUAAUUUUUAACAUAAGAUUUUCACCAAAGAGCAAUUUCUAUAUGUUGUUAUUUUUAGACGUAAUGUAAAUGUGAGUAAAUAUGCCUAGAUCCUUUAGGCAAGAAACACAUAGCAUUUAAAAUUCAUGUGUCAAGAUAACAAAAGAUUUUUCACCUUGUUUUCUACAAACUUGUUAUAUUGCCCAGUGAUAUCUGUUUCAGUAUUUAGUUUUUAUUGCAUAACAUAAAUAAGCACUAAUACUACUAGAAAGAUAUAUGCAUCUAUCACUUCUGCAAAAAUAAUGCAAUGAGCAAGACUAGUAAUUAUAAGUUUAAAUUUAUUAUGUAAAUUUAAACUUAUAAUUACUUUACUCAUUGCAUUAAUAGAGUAGAUAAAAAAAAGUAUUCUUUGCUUUUCAAUGAAUUGUUCCCACAAAAUGUUUCUUAAUAUUAUUCUUAAGACAUGUGAGAUUGCAAUGUUUCCCUAACUCUAACCACUGCUAAUUAUUUUUUGUUGAAUCAAUAAAAAUGGAUUCUAAUUACAGAUUUUCACUUAAGUUCAAUCAACAUCAAUCAUCUCAUUUUGAUCAAAUUAAAAUAGUUAAUUUUUUCCCUCGGGAAAAAAAUAAAUUUAGGUUUAAAAUUAUUAAAUUAUGUUAAAACAAAUAAUUACAUAAGCAAUAAUAGUUAUAAUUUUGCCAUGAAAUGGAUUUCAACUAUCACAAUAAAUAAGGAGUGAAGGUAAAAGUAGUAGAGAGCCUUUCAUGACAUUUUCCUGCAGCAAACCUUGUAUGUCUCGUUGGCACUUGUCAGUUUUUCUUCCAUAUAAUCUCUAAGAGAACUCUAGUAAUUGUUUUCUUAAAAAAUUAAGAUUAAAAUAGUCUGUGUAGUCACAUAUUAAAUGAUAUUCCCCAAGAAAAGGAGCAAGUGUAAACUAGAAAUACCAAAAUAGACAAAACAUGACCUCUAGGAGAAUUCACUCCGUUUCCUUUUUGGUUGCAACAUAAAUGAAUGAGUGAUUAAAAAAAACUUAUUCCACUAAAGUUUGUUUCUGGAAAAUAAAAAUAAAAACGUGUUUUUCUAUGAAACUUAAAUUUUGAAAAAAAUAUUUUUAUUAGUCAGUUGAUUGUUUGACAAAGUACAUCUAAUUGUAACUAUAAGUACAAAAAUCCUUUAUGUAUUAAAUAACUAAAUAUUAAUAUUUAAAAGUAUAUUAAUGUUAUAUUUAUUUGACUAAAUUCAAAUGUGGCUAAACAUAACCAUAAAAGACAUAUAAAAAUCUUUUAUUUUAUGAUGAAAUAAUUUAUAAAAUUUUUUGCCUUCUAAUUUUGGAUCACUGGUUUCUUCAUUUGAAGUAAAGCAUAUUAGUUUGAAUUUCUGUACAUAAAAAUUCUUCACCUUUGCAUACAGCUACAAAAACUAUAACAAUAGAAUGCAGUAAAUUUGAGGGUGAAUUAUUGACUCACCAAUUAAUAAGAACUCUAAAUUAAAAGCUUUUAAUUAUGCAAUUAGACACCAAAUUUGUGUAGCGUGAUUUUUUCAAAUUACAGGUUAAAUUCAGAUAUAAUUUAUGACAUGUUCUUAAUUAUAUACCUAAAGGUAAGCUGUAGGUAAUACAUGCUAUAUUACAACAUUUAUUAUUUCUUUGUAUUUAAGUAAAGUUAUAAAUGCUUUAAUUUUGAGGCAAAUUUAAUUAUAUUUUGGAUGAAUGGCUAAAAAGUCCACAUAAUUCUUGAUAGGCUUUUUAGAUAUUUACUUAGUUUAUUGGAGCUAUGUGUAAGCACGAUUUUGUAGUUGAGAAUAAAUUCUAUUAUCUUCAAACCCAUUUCUAUUUUUCUAGUACAGACAAAAUUUAGUUUUAAAUAGUUUCUUAACAUAAAUUUAAUUGACGUUGGCACAGCAAGUUAUUGCUAGAUUAAUUUUUUGGCACUCUCACAAGUGGUCAAAUUUCUAAAACUGCUUCUUUUGCUUCAAAUAACAUUUUAAACAAAAUUCUGUGGAGAUUAGAUUUCGUGCUUGAACUUAUAGAACCUUUAAAAAGAUCAAUAAAAUACAAUCAGUGUUCAAUAUUACACUAGUCGCCCAAAGGAAAACAAAUAGUAUAAUGUGAAGUCUUUAUCAGGGGUAAGAUAAAAAAAAAUAUUAACUAAAGAACUAUUGCAUGAAGAAAUAAUAAUAAUCUUGGAUGACUGACACAAAUACUGCAAAUCUUUAACUUAAACAUAAACCUCAAAAGUGGUAUUUUGAAGUAAAAAAAAAAGUUUUGAUAAAUUUGUUUAUAAAGAAAUGCACAAAAAUUACCUUUUUUUUUAUUGUAUUAAAUGUGUAAGAUCCAUGCAGAUUUUCACAGGUCUAUCUUUUAAUUUUGUAAAAUUAUCAAUAUUCUCAAUAAAACCAUAUUUGUUUUGGAAGUGCAGUUUUUUUCUUUUGGGAGAGGCAUCAAAAUUUUGGAUGCUAAUUGGGACUGAACUGAUCAGUUUAAAUGUUUUAAUUGGUGUCAAAAAUAACAUUUGCAUGUAUGAAAUUAAUUGCUUGUUUUAAAUAGUUCUUAAAUUUAACUGCAAUUUUUGUUUUCGUUUGGUUUAAUUUUAAGUAGUAUAGAAAUCAUUUAUCACAUUUUAAUACCUGUACUUAGUGCUUAUCAGAAUUCAAAGUAGUUUAAAGAUUAAAAAAAUAGUAUAUGUGACUAUUUUAUUUUAAAGAAUGGUUUGUUUCUAUUGUAAAACAGUUAAUGUGUUGUAAAGGAGUUUUUUCGAUAAAUGUUUAUGUGAAUAUGAAAAUGUAGAAAAUCUUGUUUUUUAUUUCUUUUAGAGACAAGAAGUCGCAUUGUUCUUAUUUAUAAUAAUUUGGUUUUGUGCAUUUGUUCUGUCUAGUAUUUUUAAAAGGGAGGGAAUAUACAUUAUUUUUUUUAAGUAGAUUUAGCAGAAUUCAUUUUAAAAAAAUGAAUAGAAGCAAUUCAUUUUUUAAUUUAUAAUAUAUCAGUUAAAUUGAAUAUUUUGAAAAGAAAUUACUUGUUGAAAUUAGUGCUUUAAAAUAGAAAUAUUUUGUUGUAUAGCUAAUUUUCAUACAGCUUAUGUCUGUCAAUUUGUCUAUGUUAUAUGUUAUAAAAAAAAUAUAGAAAUUUAUUGAGGUGAUUUGGGAAUUACAAAUAUUGUUUUAGAAUAUGAAUGUUGUGUAUUAUAUUUGUUUCUUCCAUUAAUAAUCUGCUUCAAAAUUUUCCAAGUCUAAGAAUAAACAAUAUUAUUUAUUAAAAAAAA
This is a messenger RNA of Parasteatoda tepidariorum (common house spider), 7467 nucleotides long. RefSeq lists its product as uncharacterized. NCBI's taxonomy places the organism in Eukaryota, Metazoa, Arthropoda, Arachnida, Araneae, Theridiidae. The record is from RefSeq and is a predicted model, not a curated record. Gene Ontology annotation, molecular function: zinc ion binding.